AUGAAUCUUGAAUUACUUGAUCCUUGGGAACAGGAAUACCCUCAAGUUAUUGAAGAAACACUUGAAGAUGGUUAUGUUCUCAGUUGCAAGUUCAAUCGAAGGGGUACACUUCUUGCAGGAGGAUGUCUUGAUGGCAGAUGUGUUGUGUGGGAUUUUGACACAAAAGGUGUCUCACGUAACCUUAUUGGUCAUGUCAAACCUGUUGCAAGCAUAAGUUGGUCUCGUAAUGGUAGAUUCCUAUUGUCUGCAUCAAAGGAUUGGACAUGUAUUCUUUGGGAUCUAGUAUCAGCCACAAAACACACAAAGCUAAGAUUCAGCACACCUGUAAUGAUGGCACAAAUGCACCCACGAAACAACUUUCGAUUUGUGGUUUCGUUAUAUCAAGAAAGCCCUGUUAUUGUGGAUUUGUCUAGUGGUAAGGUAGAACAAUGGACGCUUGCAACAGAAACAGAGGGAAAAGAAGAUCACAAAUCGUCUUCAUUUGUUACUUCAAGUGUGUGGAACAAGGCUGGUACAAGUAUUUAUGCUGGUACAUCCAAAGGUUAUUUAAAUAUCAUUGAUGCCAAUACACGCAAGAUAACCUAUUCCAUGCGUGUUACCAGUACUACAAUCAAGGGAAUUCAAUGGAGUAGGAACGGAAGAGAUAUGCUGGUUAUUGCAAAUGACCGUGUCAUUCGAUUCUUUAGGCUGGAUGAAAAAGGUAUCCCGGUGCUACAGAACAAGUUCCAAGAUCUUGUCAAUCGCAUCCAAUGGAACCAAGCUUCAUUUAGUGCAGAUGGUUCUGGACACAAGGCAGAACACAAUAUUUACAUUUGGGACAAAAACAUGGGAAAUCUUGUCAAGAUUCUAGAGGGACCUAAAGAGCCCCUUGAUGACCUUGCUUGGCAUCCGGUUAGACCUAUUAUUGGAUCUGUGAGUAGUUACGGUAAUAUUUACAUCUGGACAGCCAAGCAUGAAGAGAAUUGGAGUGCAUUUGCUCCAGACUUCACCGAAUUGGAGGAGAACAUGGAAUAUGAGGAAAAGGAGGACGAGUUUGACGUGGUGCCCGAAGAAGAGGCGACGAAGCGUAAGCAGGAUGACGAGGAUAUAACGGUUGACGUGACAACAGACGAAACCAUCCAGGCGUUUCUGGACAUUGACGAGGAUCGAGGGGGUGAAGACGAGGUGUUUUAUUUGCCUACGUUGCCAUUCGAUGGCGAUGCCCAAUCCGAAAGCGACUCAGAUAGUGUCUAUACAGACGAAGAACUCAAGAGAUCCGAUAGUCAAAGUACAUUAGAUGAAGGUCCCAGACCACGUAAGCUUUACAAGAAAGAAAAGUCCCCUUGA
Phycomyces blakesleeanus NRRL 1555(-) is the source of this 1326-nucleotide messenger RNA. RefSeq lists its product as hypothetical. Lineage: Eukaryota; Fungi; Mucoromycota; Mucoromycetes; Mucorales; Phycomycetaceae. The record is from RefSeq and is a predicted model, not a curated record. Gene Ontology annotation, molecular function: protein binding. Gene Ontology annotation, cellular component: Set1C/COMPASS complex. The transcript is spliced from 9 exons. The coding region runs from base 1 to 1326 and encodes 441 amino acids.